AUGGCCAUCCGACUGGGGCGGUUGGUAGUUUGCGGACUCUUGUUCCGUCUAAUGGUGGGAUUCGGACCCAGGUACGUGUCAAUUCACGCCAUAGGGUUAGACGAGCAAACUGGAGCAGUUUGUUGUGGCUUCUUGAGGCAAAACUCUGCUGUCAUCAAACAGCCAAACUUGUACCACAAUCACUUACUUGUUUGGAGGAGACGCUUUGUUCUCGAUCAUUCAACCGUAAUCGCCGGCCCUACGAGGCCAAACGAGGCUAAGGUGAUCCACCAGCCUCCACAUCGGGUGAAUAAACGACCUCGGAAAACAAACCUUUUGAGCUUUUUGGCUAUCAGACUUUCUGGCGUCCAUCAUGUGGACGAGAGACUGGACUUCCGGACGGAAUUUCGUAGCUUAGCGACCAAUGUUAGUCGCUUCUGCCUCUCUUUCUCGAGGCGGCUGGUGUGGAAGAGACUUUCCAACUGGAAGACGGCUUUCGAAAAUCUCUCGUUCGCCCAUCUGACAUCUGAGCAGCCAGAUCCCCACCACCACCACAAUAAACAAACAAACAAAUAA
This is a messenger RNA of Protopolystoma xenopodis, 555 nucleotides long. Lineage: Eukaryota; Metazoa; Platyhelminthes; Monogenea; Polystomatidea; Polystomatidae. The record is from the annotation of a GenBank genome assembly.